AUGGUACUGUACCAUCACCAUAUUCUCAUCUUCAACGAUGUAUGUCCCGGAUGGGGUGAUGAUGCAGACAUUUUGGCGGCGUUACGCGUUAGCAAUUACAAUGUGGACGACUGUGUGAACACAUACCAUAGCAGCAUCGGUCGAGACGAAACGUUCACACCUCCACUGGUGGGUUCAAGCAGAAGUGCAGUGAAGUCUUCUAGCCACCGAUCAAUAUUAAGCUCCAAGCCUAAAUCUCAAGACACAGGAGAUGAUGCGCACCGUGAACUGAGUGCAGAAAUUGAGAAAUUGAUUGCUUAUCAACACGAGAGGAAGAAACGGGAAACAAAGGUUAUAGAAAAAGUAAUCACACCACUGCGGCUUGACCAGCCACUGCAGCAGUUGAAAGUCUUCUGCCAAGACGUUCGUGAUAUACUCCAUGGAAGCAAACAUCUCGUGGAAGAUUUUGUCAACACGCUAGUUCCCCUUAUCAAGCGAGGUCAUCGUAUAUUCUACGAGCAAAAUGAACGUCUCUUGGAUACUCAAGCCCUCUACCGUCUGGAAGCCCAACAACGCAGAUUGACCUAUAACACACUGAUCGAACUGCGCGGGAAUAUUCGCGUAUACUGUCGCAUCCGGCCGAUGGAUACGAUCAAUAGCAAUCCUACUUGGCUUAGUGCAAAUGAGAAUGGAGAGUUAAUUGCUUAUCUACCGAAUGCGGGAAGACGGAAAUUUCAGUUCGACCAUGUGUUCCAUGUAGAAGCCACUCAGGAGGAUGUCUUUAGUGAGAUAUGCGACAUAAUUGCUUCAUCUGUGGAUGGAUACAAUGUGUGCAUCAUGGCCUAUGGACAAACGGGAAGUGGGAAAACCUACACAAUGGAGGGACCCCCAGACAAGCCUGGAGUGAAUAUACUUUCAAUACGCGAGCUAUUACGCAUCAUAAACGAAAGACAGAAAGUCAGCUUUGAUCUUACCAUGAGUAUUGUGGAAAUCUACAAUGAAAAUGUAGUGGACUUAUUGAGCCCGACAAACUCAUGUGACAACGUGGAAAUUCGACAUACCGGUUCCGCUGUGAGCGUCGUUGGAGCUACGUGGGUUCGGGUGAAAAACGAAGCAGAUAUGCAGCAGGCCAUCAGCCUUGGACAAAAGGGCAGACAUGUAGCGGAAACAAAGCUGAAUUCGAGCAGCUCUCGAUCACAUCUAAUCGUAUCCGUGUGUGUUGUUGGAACGGAUAAAAUCUCUGGAGCAGUCAGUCGUGGACAGCUUACUCUCUGUGAUUUAGCCGGCUCGGAGCGCGUUGAAAAAUCGGGUGUCACCUCCGGUGAACGAUUUACCGAAGCAACUCACAUCAAUCUGUCUCUGUCCGCUUUGGCCCAACUUCACAUUCCUUAUCGGAACACCAAAUUGACGCAGAUGUUGCAACCUUGUCUCGGUGGAGAUGCAAAAACCUGCUUAAUUGUCAAUGUCACUACAGACUUGAGUAGCCUGUCCGAGACCCUGUCAACCUUACAAUUUGGAGCUAGUGCCAGACAAGUGGCUCUUGGACCGGCUAAGGCACAUGUGACCAACAAUUGCAAUCGAUGA
This is a messenger RNA of Echinostoma caproni, 1563 nucleotides long. NCBI's taxonomy places the organism in Eukaryota, Metazoa, Platyhelminthes, Trematoda, Plagiorchiida, Echinostomatidae. The record is from the annotation of a GenBank genome assembly.